AUGACUCGUCGGCCUACUUAUCGAUUACGGAAACUCUACACUCGACAACGCCUCCGAAUCAUUUCGCCAUCUGAUGGACGUGGCUGGCUGUAUGCUUAUUUGGAUGGGGGCGUCGAGUGGAAAAUCGGCAUGAGCAAGGAUCUUGUGCGGCGUCGACACGAUUGGGAAAAACGGUGUCUGUGUCGAAACAGGAAGUGGUUUCCACCCGUUCCUGUCGCGAACCGACGGCGAGCUGGUUACCGAGUGCACAUUGAGAAGUUUACCUUCACUGGCCAUUGGAGGCUCGUAUGGAGGGAAAUCGUUAAACCAGCACUGCAGAGGGCGGCAACCAUUUGA
Messenger RNA from Lentinula edodes (shiitake mushroom), 336 nucleotides. RefSeq lists its product as uncharacterized. The coding region runs from base 1 to 336 and encodes 111 amino acids. The transcript is spliced from 2 exons. Lineage: Eukaryota; Fungi; Basidiomycota; Agaricomycetes; Agaricales; Omphalotaceae. The record is from RefSeq and is a predicted model, not a curated record.